AUGGAAGAGGGCGACGACUAUGGCACGGGGGGCCUGAUGGACGAUCCCGAAGACUACUACCCCUCUACCCCUCCACCAACGAAGCAAAUUUUCACCAUGGGAAGCGGCAAGGAGGUUGUUUUGCACUUGGUUGGCUCCAGCCCUACGGAGGCACAUCAUUUAUGGAACGGCGCAAAGAUCAUAUCGGACUACUUUGAAGAGGACCCUGCACGAGUACGAGGCAAGACUGUCUUGGAGCUAGGAGCUGCGUCGGGACUUCCUUCACUCGUGGCUGGUAUUCUUGGAGCAAAGAAGGUUGUCAUGACUGAUUUUCCUGAUCCGGAUCUCGUCAUGAACAUGCAGAAGAACAUUGAUGAGUGUGAUGAAACCACAGAGCCAAAGGGCCACAUUGCAAAGGCGAUUGAUGCGGCUGGGUUUGUCUGGGGUGGAGAUCCGGUGCCUCUCAUUGCCCGUCUUUCAUCUGAUGAAGACGCAUCAAGUUCACCAGCCGCAGAAAAGCGCUUUGAUGUUUUGAUUCUUGCGGAUCUACUCUUCCGACACUCAGAACAUGGCGCCUUGGUCAAGACGAUUAGGGAGACGAUGAAGGUUUCGCGAGAUAGCGCGGCCUACGUAUUCUUCACCUCGUACAGGCCGUGGAAGAAGGACUUGGACAUGGGCUUUUUCGAUGUGGCGCGCGAGGCAGGGUUCGAGGUGGAGCAGGUUUUGGAGAAGAAGCUGGAGAAGCCGCUCUUUGAAAACGACCCGGGCGAUUUGGAUGUGCAGAAGACGGUUAAGGGAUUUAUCGUGCGGUGGCCGGAGAGUGUGUAA
Trichoderma breve is the source of this 807-nucleotide messenger RNA. Its product is annotated as lysine methyltransferase domain-containing protein. The coding region runs from base 1 to 807 and encodes 268 amino acids. The transcript has a single exon. Gene Ontology annotation, molecular function: protein-lysine N-methyltransferase activity. Gene Ontology annotation, biological process: peptidyl-lysine dimethylation. The record is from RefSeq and is a predicted model, not a curated record. NCBI's taxonomy places the organism in Eukaryota, Fungi, Ascomycota, Sordariomycetes, Hypocreales, Hypocreaceae.